AGGCCUGUUCAGUUCCGAGGCAGACAGUACCCUGGAGAGUGGAGUCUCGAGGUGCCGGGCGAGGGGUCCCGGGGCGCCAUGGGGGAGGGGCACAUGGAGGCGGCCACCGCGGGUGGGCAAGGCCUCCUCCGGGCUGUCUGUCCCCGUCGAGGACUAACGGGAUCGUGAGGCCGUGUACCCGAGUUCUGGGUGGCAGGGUCGCCCCUGGCCAAGGAGGCGAGGCAGCAGUUGUAGCCUCAGUGCCUGAAGUCCCUCCAGGAAACAGUCGGAGGAAAGUUUGGUGGUCUCCUGCGCCGCCUGGUGGCCCCCCACCCAGAGUCCCCUCCCCCGCCCGGCGUCUGGAUUCCACCCCCGCGGCCCAGACCCAGUUGCUCUACCCGUCGCCCUGUCGUUUCCCCAACUCCCACUGCGCCCUGUACUCUCCUGUCCCACAUCCUCCUUUUCACCUUUUCCUUCUGCCUAUUAAACCCCUCCCGGUCUCCUCUUUCCCCCUUGUCUCAUCGUUUUCUUGCUUAACUCUCUUCUCGCGCUUUAUUUUCUUUUUUUCCUCCCGCCCCACCUCCCGUAUCUACUUGUAGCCCCUCUUGCCUACAACCAUCCCUCCAUCUUAAACUUUGGGUCUUAUGCCUGUCCUCGGAGCUGUGUGGCUUUUGCCCUUCAUUCCUUGCCCUGAUCUGACCCCUCUCUUUGCUCACUUAUCCCUCUGGGCCUAUCUGCUUUCAGUGCCCUCUCUUAGGAUUGAGUGGGUGGGGCCUGGAGUUUCUGCUUUGCAUAAAUUCUGUAGUACUGGGGAAGUAGGAAAGGUGGAGGAGAUUGCGAAGAAGAGAUUCGUGCAAAGCUGAGUAAGGAUGAAUGGCUCCACCAACACUUACCAUCGUCUCCUGGCACAAGGUAUUGGAAGAAGGGAUGGAAUUGGAAGAAAGAAGAUUCAUUCCAGAGACAAAAUAGCUCCCCUCUCCUAUUGUAGCUGUUUCCUCUGGGACUAUAAACUUUCUGCUUUCAGGUUCUGCAGCAUCCCAGAUCACAAACACCAGAUCAGGAUGGGAAAAAGACGUUGUGUUCCUCCCCUUGAGCCCAAGUUGGCAGCAGGCUGUUGUGGGGUCAAGAAGCCCAAAUUAUCUGGAAGUGGAACACACAGUCCCGGUAACCAGUCCACUACUGUUCCUGGCUCAAGUUCAGGACCUCUUCAAACCCACCAGCAUGUGGACAGCAGCAGUGGUCGGGAAAAUGUAUCAGACUUAACUCUGGGACCUGGAAACUCCCCCAUCACACGAAUGAAUCCUGCAUCUGGAGCCCUGAGCCCUCUCCCCCGGCCCAAUGGAACUGCCAAUACCACUAAGAACCUGGUGGUGACUGCAGAAAUGUGCUGCUACUGCUUUGAUGUACUCUACUGUCACCUCUAUGGCUUUCCACAGCCACGACUUCCUAGAUUCACCAAUGACCCCUAUCCUCUCUUUGUGACCUGGAAGACAGGGCGAGACAAGCGGCUCCGUGGCUGCAUUGGGACCUUCUCAGCCAUGAAUCUUCAUUCAGGACUCAGGGAAUACACGUUAACCAGUGCACUUAAGGACAGCCGAUUCCCCCCCCUGACCCGAGAGGAGCUGCCCAAACUUUUCUGUUCUGUCUCCCUCCUUACUAACUUUGAAGAUGCCAGUGAUUACCUGGACUGGGAGGUAGGGGUCCAUGGGAUUCGGAUUGAAUUCAUCAAUGAAAAAGGCAUCAAACGCACAGCCACAUAUUUACCUGAGGUUGCUAAGGAACAAGACUGGGAUCAGAUCCAGACAAUAGACUCCUUGCUCAGGAAAGGUGGUUUUAAGGCUCCAAUUACCAGUGAAUUCAGAAAAUCAAUCAAACUCACAAGGUAUCGAAGUGAGAAGGUGACAAUCAGUUAUGCAGAGUAUAUUGCUUCUCGACAGCACUGUUUCCAGAAUGGCACUCUUCAUGCCCCGCCCCUCUACAAUCAUUACUCCUGACACAAGGCUACAUGACCAGUCCCACCCCCCUGUGGCCACCAAUGGCUAUGACAUCAUUGGAGCAGAUGCCUCCUCUUCCUGGUCCAGUUACUUCUAUUACUGCACCAUUUUAUGAUGCUAGCUUCCGUUGCCAAGUCUGCCUCCUGCUGACUGGAGGGUGUGGGGAUACAUUGAAUGCAACAGAACAUGAGGGGCCCAAGCCUUAUAUCAGCCUUUCCCUCAAUCUGGGGUUCUGUUGGAUCAGGGCUCCCCAAUAACCAGUGAGAAUGGCUGUGUGGGUUCAGAAGACUGUUGUCUGGCGAUUUCCCACAUAUGUUGGCCACACACUGACUACUGGAAUUGACGGUGAUCCAUGGAGGCUUCUUCCCCAACCCCCCACAGCCCACCAGAUCAAUUAGGUGUACUCCCCUGGCAGUCUGGGCAACGGAGACCAACAUGAACCACUUUUAGGUUGUUUUAAAUUCCUUUUUUUAAACUUCCAGUUUAUUGUGUACCAAGAGUUGAUCCACAACCUCCAUGCUUCAUAAGUGAACACCAUGUUAGGGUUGAAUGUGGGCACCAUGAGCCCCUGUGAGUCCUGGACAAGAUUCUCGUACCAAGAUCAGAAGUCCUGUGGAUGACAUUUCAUUGUGCAGUAAGCUGUGAAGGUUUUCAUGCUUACCUGACUCUCAGCGGACGCUCUGGUACUCUUCCUGCAUUGAGUCUCCUGGUGUUGAACAGAGCUCUGUGGCAUAGCCUGCUGAGGAAUGGAAUGGAGAUGCCCAUAGAGGUCCAAAUGUCAUCAUCGUAAGCAGGUGUGAAAGGAGAGAUCUCUUCCUCACCACCCGGCUACCUCACCUCUUCUCUGGUAGCAGUGCCUAUGUAGCUGCAUCUAGGUUCUCAGAAGCACAGACAUGUAAACAGGUGGAUGGGUUGGGCUUUAGGACAUACUGUCACAGGAGAGCUUCCAGGGUCUCUGAGCUGAUUUUCUUCACAGGCAAACAUCCUGAGGGACCUUUAAGUAGGGGAGUUCUUUCUUCUGAUUUGCCUGAAGAAGUAGGAAGACUUGAUAUCAGUCCUCAGUAGGACUCUAGAACAAUGCUGUGUAAUAAAACAAGGUGAACCUUUAACUUGCCUACCAUACUGGGACUCUUCACCUCACCAGUGCAAAUGUCCAAACUGUUCGUGUUGCUCAUUUAAAAACUCUUGACAUUCCCUCUCCCAUCUUUACUCAUUCCAACAUAGCUGUUAGCAAAUUCUUUUCACUCACCUGGUGACAAAACACUUAGUACUAGGAAACUAGGGAGGUGCUUUGAAAGCUCUGUCUCACAGGCACUGCUCAGGCAACUCAAGGGAACGGCCGGCUGGAAGAAAGGCUCCUGAGGAUGACAAACUGGUUUUCAUCAAUGUUCAUAGAGAACUCAUGAGGGGGAUGUGGCCUCAAGUCGGUGAACAUAUGUUUUGGUUUCGUUUUCAAAAUUGAUGUGAUGGUGUGGUUUCCAAAAUGGGCAACUAUUCAAGUCAUAUGAUCAUCUGAGUUUCCUGUGCCAGGCAUGGAAGGGAAGUAGGGCUACUUCCUGUGUGCUAUUCUGGCAUCACUCAAAAGUUCCUGGGUUUUUGUUUUUUGUUUUUUUUAAACUGGGCACAGAGGUUGUACCAGAAGUGGUUAUGGGCCUGGAACGGAUGGGUGAGGGAAGCGUGGAUAACACUGGAAUACCCAGGAUGCAUGCCCCUUACUGUCAGGUUGGGUUCCUUCACAUGCACAGCAUGAAGGGGUCCCAUGCUGCUGAGAGGAAUGACGGCUACGUCAUUAACAUGUGGCAGCAGGUGCUCUCAGGUGCCAUGGAUUGAUGCAGGGUGCUCAGCUCUGGACUGAGCCACCCACAUCUAAUUUGUAAAACAGUAUUGAUACAUAGGGCUACACUCAUUCUGUUCAAGCGUUCUGUGUUGAGUUGUUUAAUUUCUAAAGAUUUAAAGCAAAAUGCAAAAAAAAAAAAAAUGGUGCUAAACUUCACCCCUGAGCACUCUCAGUGAGACUGGUCAUGUAAGCAUCUACAGUGCCAUGCUCCUCAAGCCUGUUUUUCUUGUAGAAAUGUUGCCCUAUCUUGUCUUCCCCAAUGUAUAGUAUGUAUUUUAUUUUAUCGAGGGUAGGGUAGAAUACCUGCCAUUUAAGAAAAAUGAACAGAAAGACCCAAAAAGUUGAGGGGGGGGUUAGUAAACAGAGUCCAGCUGGCAAAGCCUGGCACACUGAAGUGGGCUCAGUGGUUUUAGAGUGAAGAAGCCUUACUCCCUGCACAUUCCCUCGUGUUCCCAUGGCAGUACAAAUGCUCAAGUUCCUUCUGUCUUGUCAAAGAGACUUGGAAAUCAGGCAAAGAAAACUAUUUGGUCCAAAAGAAAUGGGCUCUGCUGGUGUCAGUCCUAACUGGAGCAUAGUUAUUAACAAGUCGAAGUACACAGUCUUGGUCACCUCAUGGGAACAUGUGGCAGGAAGCUUUCAGGAAAAAGCCACUGUGGAUUGUCCACAUGAGGGGGGGGAGGGGCUUUGCAUAGGGAGGUAAUGCUCUGAAUUAGAACUGAGCUGCCUUCUACACGCUGACCAAAGCAGUGAUAAGAAUGGCCAGUAUGGGGCCAGUAAGUGGUGGUGGUGGAAAGGGACCGUUUCCUGCCCUGGGUUUCCUUUAGUGAUAGGCUGCUCAAACAGAGGUCACCACUGUUCUCAAAGAGCCAGCUGAACUCUGCUGGCUUGGUUUAGAAUUUGUUUCAUCCCUAGCUGUGAGUGCCUUUUGGUCUGGAAAGUUGGCUUGUCUCAUCAUACCCACAGCUAGGACAUAUACUCUGUAAUUAUGAAUUGUCCUUGUUUUCCUGAGCUAAAAGCGAAUGUCUUUGAUCACUAGAGUUUGUCAGUGUUGGGUUGUUUCCACUGUGAGGUUCUUAAAAAACGUUUUCGCUUCAUAAUGUUAAAAUAACUCAUGUUAGAAACCCUUUCCACAUGAAGGGUUUGUAGUUGAGACAUAUAUAUUUUACUGUUUAUAAUAAAAAAAAAUCAUCUAUACAAAA
Rattus norvegicus (Norway rat) is the source of this 5009-nucleotide messenger RNA. RefSeq names its product AMMECR1 like (gene Ammecr1l). The record is from RefSeq and is a predicted model, not a curated record. NCBI's taxonomy places the organism in Eukaryota, Metazoa, Chordata, Mammalia, Rodentia, Muridae.